This is a messenger RNA of Alosa sapidissima (American shad), 3774 nucleotides long. It is a transcript of the gene sall3b, whose product is annotated as spalt-like transcription factor 3b. Gene Ontology annotation, molecular function: DNA-binding transcription factor activity, RNA polymerase II-specific; RNA polymerase II cis-regulatory region sequence-specific DNA binding. NCBI's taxonomy places the organism in Eukaryota, Metazoa, Chordata, Actinopteri, Clupeiformes, Clupeidae. The transcript is spliced from 4 exons. Gene Ontology annotation, biological process: regulation of transcription by RNA polymerase II. Gene Ontology annotation, cellular component: nucleus. The record is from RefSeq and is a predicted model, not a curated record. Bases 112 to 3774 code for a protein of 1220 amino acids.
GUCUCGCUAAUAUCCGAUAUUCACUGACCCAACACCGUCUGUUGCGGAGAGCGCUCGCCUGAUGUCGAUGUAUCCACAGAGAGCAGCGCUCCAGCGCAGCAAACCAACAACAUGUCACGCCGAAAGCAAGCGAAGCCCCAGCACCUUAUGUCGGAAAAGACGGCGCUCACGCAAGUUUCCUCAGAUGAAGGCAUCUUGAGAGGAUCGGAUCAGGAGAACAGAGAGAACUACGGUGGCCAUGAAGGGACACAUGCUUCUGAAAGUUCCCCUAAGGAGUUACCGUCGUGGCCUCACAUGUGUGAGCAUCAUAUGACAGGCACUGAAGAGUCUCCUACCCUCAUCAUGCAAGAGCACAUGGAAACACCUCUAUCCUUGGAACCCCCACCACAGAUUUCCAACAGCAUCACCGAUACGGCAGACAACAUGGAUGCAACUGAACCCAAAUGGACUGAGCAGAUCCAGCAGAACUCAAUGGACCCUGUGCAGAGCACUAAGGGAAAGGUUGACAACCGCAUGGAUGUGGUUCUGGAACCAGAAUUUCAAACGUAUCCCGAGGCACAGAAGUGUCCAUAUUUGUCCGUUCCUGAGGUGGCCGGUCCUCUGGUACAGCCUCCUUCCACCAUGGUAUGCUACGGUGCGCCCAGCACCAAUGUAACUCUAGAGAUCCUGCAGAGCACCAGGGUGGCUGUGGCCCAGUUCUCCCAGAGGGUCCACUCUGAGAGUCUCCGAGGCGGGGAGAGUGCUGCCCCGCUCCCCAUCAUUUUGGAUCGCUUAUUGGACCUGCAGCGGCAGCAGAUCCAACAGCUGCAGCUCAUCGAACAGAUCCGCAAUCAAGUGGCCAUGUUGAACAAGCAGCCCAUGCAGACAGCACAGAAUCUGACUUCCAAAGGACUUUCCUCAACGUCUGGUCCUCACCAGUUGCAGGCAAUGCUGACCCAACCCAUGUUCCCCCUCUUGGGACUGCUGCCCCCCAAUGCAAAUGGACAAGUGUCUGGGGUGGAGACAGCUGCCUCGUCACUCUCCUUACAUCCUAAGACUGGACAGUCAGACAGUGCCAUCAGAUCCAUGGUCUCAUUGCCCAGUUCUAACCACUUGUCAUCUGUUCUAAGUAUGGCUUCCUCUGCCUUGCCUCCAUACAGUGGUAGCACAACACCUGUCACUGGAAGUCAGACAAAUGGCUCUUCAGUUGUGCACUCUGUGGAACCAAACAAUGUCCAGACUAGUCAUCAGUCCUCCAGCCUUCCUUUGCUCCCUCUGAGCCCACCUGGAGGCAUCAUUUUCCCCAACCCCUUGGCUAGCAUAAUGGCCACGACCAAUGCACUGGAUCCCCUGAGCGCUCUUAUGAAACAGCGAAAAGGCAAGCUCUCCAAUGUCUCCAUAUUCGAUAGCAAGCCGAGCUCAGAUGACUCCUUCUUCAAGCACAGGUGUAGGUUCUGUGCCAAGGUGUUUGGCAGCGACAGUGCCCUGCAGAUCCACUUGCGUUCCCACACAGGGGAGAGGCCAUUCAAAUGCAACAUAUGUGGAAACCGCUUCUCCACCAAGGGAAACCUGAAAGUCCACUUCCAGCGGCACAAAGAUAAAUACCCCCAUGUUCAGAUGAACCCUUACCCCGUGCCCGAAUACUUGGACAACAUCCCUACAAGCUCUGGGCUUCCUUAUGGGAUGUCCCUUCUUCCAGACAAAGCACUGAGCACAUGGCCAGACAGCAGGCCUUUAAUAGCAUCUGGCCACGUGUCUGCUGGUCUUCAUCUUCCCUCAACUUUUAAUGGUGCAGAAAGGUCCACUGAUUCUCUGAGUAAUGCUUCCUCAGCAGGAUCUCCUCUAAAAGCCUCCAGUGCCCCAAGUGAAUAUACCUCUUUGUCUCCUAAUCCUACUGAAUCAAGGAAACCUGUGGAUACAGUGUCCACACCAUGUAGUCAGGUGGGAGAGGUUUCCUCAAUCUACUUGACUGGGGCAGCUGAAAGAUUUACCUCUCAAAAUGGCCUUCCAACACAAAAUGCAAAUAUGACUACAGUGUCUUCAGAAUCUUCUUCCAUUCAAUCCACUUCACCCAGGUCUUCCUUACAAUCCUGCAACUCAGAUCAGCCGUACAGCAAACUUCAAAUGGACGUAGAUCCCAUGGAAACCUCAGAAACCUCCAAGCUGCAGCAGCUAGUGGAAAACAUUGAUAAAAAAGUGUCAGAUCCCAACGAGUGUGUGAUAUGCCACCGAGUGCUCAGUUGUCACAGUGCUCUGAAGAUGCACUACCGCAUUCACACAGGUGAGAGACCGUUCAAGUGUAAAGUGUGUGGCCGAGCGUUCUCCACCAAGGGGAACCUGAAGACUCACUUUGGGGUCCACCGUGCCAAGCCUCCACUCUGGGUACAGCAUUCUUGUCCGAUAUGCCAGAAGAAGUUCACAAAUGCUAUUGUGCUGCAGCAACACAUUCGCAUGCAUAUGGUGGGCCAUAUACCAAAUGUGCCUCCAACAGAUGCUCACCAGGAAAUGGAUACAGAUCUUUCCUACGAUGAAAACAGCUUUGACAGCAUGAUUAACUAUGAUGUGGAUGGUCGAUAUGAUGACUCCAUUGAGGUGGAAGAUGAAAACAGUGAGGAGGAUGGAAAUCUUGAUGUACACAUAAACUCUGGCCCUCUGGGCCAUAUUAUGUCAGGCCUAUCUGAGACGGAAACACAAAUGACAGUGACUGACACAACAGCCAAGACAGAGCUUACAUGUCAGGCCGCAAUGUUGAAAAACGGACCUGUGGGCCGUGGAUACCUGACCAACAGUUGCUCAGCCUUAGACGAGACGGAGAAACAUUGUAUGCUUGGAACUGAAUUCUUAGAUUCCACGGAUGUCUCUUUAUCUCCGCUCCACAAUGAUGCUAACCCAGAAGACAGCAACAAAUCACCUCAAAGGACUUUUGUCACAGAUAGAGGUGAUUCACCCAGCCUUGCUGCUGCUCAGAAUGGUACACGUAGCAGUAAUGCUGAAAAUGGCAUAACUAUUGUGAAAGAGGAGACUCUAAAUGAUAAGCUUUGUUCAAGCAAGGAACUCGGAAUAAUCCCUUGUUGCAUCAGUCCAUCAAAUAGCACCACACAGAGCAACAUGGAGCUCCCUGGGACCAACAGGUCAUCACCCAUUAGGAGAGAAAUACCCAGCAUGCACAACGGUCCCCAGGCCCAGGUAUUCACACCCUCCCUGGCCAAGCUUGAGGUCUCACCUCUCCUAGGAGCCCCUCAACCACUCCGCACCCCAAAACAACACAUUUGCCUGACGUGUGGGAAAACAUUUUCGUCAGCGAGCGCACUACAGAUUCAUGAGCGAACACACACUGGAGAGAAGCCGUUCAGCUGCUCUGUCUGUGGUCGAGCUUUUACCACAAAAGGGAAUCUCAAGGUUCACAUGGGCACCCACAUGUGGAAUAACAUGCCUGCCCGGAGAGGACGGCGCCUGUCUCUGGACAACCCAGUAGCCUUGCUGGGAUCAGACGCUCUCAAGUUAACAGAGGGGUUUCAGAAGGACAUGGCAGCAAGGGCCAUGAGUGUGGACCCCGGCUUCUGGAACCACUACGCGGCAGCUAUCACCAAUAGUGUGGCUAUGAAGAGCAAUGAGAUUUCUGUCAUUCACAAUGGUGGCGCUCCGAACCACCAUGGGAUGUCUGUGGGCUUGGACAGGGUGAAUUCAGGACUCAGUCCACCAAUGACUAACUUUGGGAAAAAGAAUAAUGACAGCCCUGUAAGCCAGCACUUCUCAAUGCUUAUAGACAAUAGCAAAGAAAAUUGUAUCAAUUAG